AUGUCGAGCCCAAUAGUCCAGUGUGUGUUGAUUGUAGUUAUUUGUUCACUGGCUACAUAUAAUACGAUCAAAGUUGAUAAUUCUGACGUCGUUUUCUCGGAAGAAAAUGACAAAGAGAUACACAGAGACUUUAACAAAAGUACUAGUUUCGUUGUCGGAAGGAAAAGUGCCAUAAUACGGAAGAAGAAAAGAGCACUAAUAGAAGAAUGUCCCACAAGGAGUCAUCAGCUGUACUCAUGUGCACCAGAAAGAUUUCGUCAACUUGAGAAAUACGAAUGUUGUGUUUACUGUCCGGAACAAGAAACAGGAGUCGUCUGUGAACCAUACAACUGCACAGAGUCCUACAUCUGCUCGUCUGCAAAUCAAUCUUCUCUUCAUAUCGAUUUGGACCUGCGCAAACGUAACUUAGAAAUACUCCCACACAACGUGUUUAGUGGACUUUCUGAACUAUCCCAUCUCUAUUUUCACCUUUCUCUGUCUCAUAACAGCAUCACUGUGCUACCCAACAACGUAUUUAGUGAACUUUCGAAGCUUACACAUCUCAAUUUGGCUCACAAUAGCAUAACUGACCUACAUAACAAAGUGUUUAGUGGACUUUAUAAACUGAGUCGUCUCCAUCUAAUCUACAACAAUAUUAAUGUUCUUCCCUACAAUAUAUUUAGUGAUCUGUCCGAACUUACUCUUCUGUCCUUGAAGAACAAUAAGAUUAAAGAACUACCAUACAAUGUAUUUAGUGGACUUUCUAAGCUUACUCAUCUUUAUCUGAAUUACAACAAUAUAAAUGAUCUGCAUCACAAUGUAUUUAACGGGUUGUCUAAACUUACCCACCUCUCUCUAUCCCAUAAUAACAUUGAAGUAUUGCCCCACAAUGUUUUCAGAGAUCUGUCUGCACUUACCCAUCUCCAUAUGAAAAAUAACCGGAUAACUGUUCUACCUUCCGACGUAUACAGUAGCCUCACCAAUCUGAAUAUUCUAUCUCUUUCCAGCAACACCAUCAAUGCACUACCGUACAAUGUUUUCAGUCAACUGUCUGUACUUACCCAUCUCUAUCUGGAAAAAAAUCGCUUAACUGUUCUCCCUUUCAACGUAUUUAGUGAACUGUCCAGACUUACCAUUCUUUCUCUUCCUUACAACACCAUCACUGAACUACCCUUUAAUGUAUUUAGAGGGCUGUCAAGUCUUACCUAUCUCCAUUUGUCAAACAAUAACAUUUCGGUUCUAUCUCAUAAUGUAUUCGGUAAUUUGUCUAAACUUGUAAGACUUAAUUUGCAAAACAACAAAAUUGCAUUUAUUUCUAACGAUGUGUUCACUGUGAAUCAUCAACCAGAUAAUGGGUCUUAUGUUCGAUCUGGAAUGGGUUCCAGCCUUAAACACCUAGAUUUGGCAAACAAUUUACUGACACACCUACCAUAUUUACCUAGUAGUCUAUCGGAAUUAAAUAUUAUAGGUAACAAAUUGAAAGUAGUUCAAAAUAUUUUCGAAGGUUUGGAUAACCUGUCUAAGAUUUAUACAGAUACUCCAUUUAUGUGUUGCGCUAAGCCUCCGUCUGUUGAUGAGGACAGCUGUGUUGAAACACAUCAUCCAUUAUGGUUUUGUGUCAGGAACCCUGAUAAGUGUAAAUCAGAAGGCGAUGCGAUAUCGUCAUGUUACGCCUUGAUAAGUUCGACUGUACUUAGAGCAUGUCUUUGGAUCAUUGGAAUAUCUGCCUUGAUCGGCAACGUAGUCGUCUUAUUCUACAGAUGUUUCAUGGACAGAGAUAACAUAACAAAGAGUUAUUCUCUGUUCACGCUAAAUUUAGCCAUGUCUGAUUUACUAAUGGGUAUUUACCUAUUUAUAAUAGGUGUAGUCGAUGCGCAUUACAACGGCAUCUAUGCUUGGAAUGACCAAGACUGGAGAAGUAGUAUUUUAUGUACCACAGCAGGUGUCUUGUCUAGUGUAUCAAGUGAGAUGUCGACUUUUCUGAUUUUACUGGUGACUGUAGACAGACUUAUUGUCAUCUUGUUUCCCCUGUCCCGACUCUCCAGGUGGAGCUUCUCAUGGAUACAGUCACUAGUUGUCUCCGUGUUCUUGUGGAUUGUUUCAGUAACACUUGCGAUAAUUCCCAUUGUUUACUUCAAAGGACAGUUCUACUCCCAGUCAAGUGUUUGUCUCGCCCUUCCUCUCACAGGAGAAGAGCGACCGGGAACUCAGUAUUCUUUUGCAGUGUUUGUUUGUCUCAAUAGUGCCGUCUUUCUUGUUAUAGUCAUAGGUCAAAUUUCUAUUUGCAAAAGUGUAAGGGAAAGUGGUCGACGCAUUUCCUUGCCACAGAAUCGUCAAAGAGAGAUGGCAGUUGUUAGGACUCUGUUCUUUGUGGUGAUGACAGACUUCUGCUGCUGGUUUCCUAUUGGUGUCAUGGGGGUGGCGUCAAAGUGUGGAGUAGAAAUCCCAGAUGGAGUGUAUGCCUGGGUGAUGGUGUUUGUGCUGCCAAUCAAUGCUGCCAUCAAUCCGUUUCUGUACACUGCUUUAGCUGUGUGGAGGAGGAGGAGGCAGCAAAAGACUCUAACAACGAUGACAUCACGGAUACCGAUUCAGAGUCAACCUCCCGCUUCCAGGGACUAAACGCGAAGUAACGACAACCGUCUGAAGAAAUGGCUACAUAGAUAGAAAAAGUGCAGACAGACGGACAGACAGACUUGCUUUAUAGAAUUGAUAUAAUCAAAUAUCUCAAUUCACGGAGGAGUUACGUGUUUGAA
Messenger RNA from Ylistrum balloti, 2732 nucleotides. RefSeq names its product relaxin receptor 2-like. The transcript is spliced from 6 exons. Gene Ontology annotation, biological process: G protein-coupled receptor signaling pathway. NCBI's taxonomy places the organism in Eukaryota, Metazoa, Mollusca, Bivalvia, Pectinida, Pectinidae. The record is from RefSeq and is a predicted model, not a curated record. Gene Ontology annotation, molecular function: G protein-coupled receptor activity; protein binding. Bases 1 to 2598 code for a protein of 865 amino acids. Gene Ontology annotation, cellular component: membrane.